Ailuropoda melanoleuca (giant panda) is the source of this 4273-nucleotide messenger RNA. RefSeq names its product stabilizer of axonemal microtubules 5 (gene SAXO5). Bases 14 to 1525 code for a protein of 503 amino acids. The transcript has 8 exons. NCBI's taxonomy places the organism in Eukaryota, Metazoa, Chordata, Mammalia, Carnivora, Ursidae. The record is from RefSeq and is a predicted model, not a curated record.
GCCUUGUCCCGCGAUGGCCGCGGUCGCCCCGCUGCCAUGCCCGAUGUCCCGGCUGGACUUCCUCAAGGCCUCGCACUUUGCACUGGGGCCCGACCCGCGGCUGCACGUGGGCGCCAUGCAAUCCACGUCGCACCGGGACUUCCGGGCCCACCCAGGGGGCACCCGCGCCCCGCAGUGCCAGGAGCCGCCCCGCGGGUCCCUCUUCGCAAAGGACGCGCGCUGGGCGGGCACCGAGCUCGGGUCGGAGACGCACUGCGCGUACGCGCCCCCGGCGCCGGCGCCGACCGCGCGGUGGGGGACGCGGGGGCGCACCCUCGCCACGCAGGCCAGCAACUUGAGCGUGCACGCGGACCCGCGCAUCCGCACCAGGCUCUCCACGGUGCGCGCCGACUUCGGCUGGCCCGAGAUGCCGGCGUGCGCGAGCGAGCAGAUCCGCGGCGCGCGGCUCAUCUUCGACCGCGACUCGGUGCCGCCUGGCGACCGAGCCAAGCUGCGCAUCCCGCCCACCACCUACCAGGCGUUUUACCCGCCCCACGACCCGUGCCCGCAGCCCCGCGCGCCCUGCUGCCACCUCGGGGGCCUCAACCCCUUCAGGUGGGACCACAGGGGACAGGACGAUGGGACCUCCUACCAGAGACACUUCCAGGCCCUGCCGAGCCCACCGGCCUUGAUGUGUAAGAGGGCCUUCUCCAGCGUGCAACUGGGAGACUUCAAGAUUGGCUAUGGGCCCAUGUGUUCGGAGCAGAAACAAGCCUACAGGCCCCAGGGUCUGCCCCCAGACAGGUAUGACAAGGCCCAGGCCGCAGCCCACAUCCACUAUGUGAAUAUUCGUCCUGGAGAUGGCCUGUUCCAUGACAGGACCACCAAGGCUGACCACUUCUAUGCCCGAGAGCCAGAGCGUUUUGUCCUUCACCAUGACCAGACUCCAGCAUCGCACAUCCUGGAAGGAAACUGGUGCCCUGGUCCGGGCAGCCUCACCACCUCCAUGCAUUUCUUCCAUGGCCAGCCGCCGCCCGUGACCAAACCACCCAGCCGCCACGUGCCUUACGAGAAAUUGAAGAGUCACGUGCGCCUAGGGGACUCUUCGCUGCUCGAACAGUUCUUCCAGACCUCCACGAGCACGGACUAUUGCUCCCGUGCGACGCCGGAGAAGCAGCAAAAAGCGCCCAGUCUCCACUUGCUGCGUAGCAACCUGCCCCGAGGCACCGACGAAACAGAUUUUUUAACCAUGAACCAGAAAAUGCUGAAGCCUCAUAGAACAGCUCCGGCCUCCGUGACUGAGGAGAUGCUACAGCGGUGCAAGUACAGCCACAUUGAGCCCCCGCUGGGCAGACAGCGCUUCUUCUCAACCCAAUAUGAGGAUGAGUUUGCCUCCAAGUACCACGGCCCAGCAGUGCUGAGAUUGGUCAAUCUCCAGGACAGCCAUGUGCCUCUGGGCUCCCCUCACCAGUGGGGCUGUGGGGGUGGGAAGGGAGACGCUUGGGCCCCUCAAGCCCCCACCUACCCAUGCCCUAGCCAGCAAUAAAUACUGCCCUGGCAACAUCCCACCCCUCCCCAUCAGUCAGCCAUGCAAAAGGGUGCUUGUUGGGUUGGGGACGGUACAGGAGAGAGUGACUCCAUCAAAGAACCCUGAACAGACACUUCCUGGGCCCUGAAGGUCAACCUACUCUGAGCAAGGAGGCCAUCCCAGCUUGUGCAAAGGCUUGGCAGCUGGACUCAGUGUAAGGUGUUUAGGUGCACCAACAAAUCUGAAUGCUGCGGAGAGAGGAGUCAUAGUGUUGAACAGGGCAGUGUGGUGAAGGGCUGAGAACACAGGUUCCUAGGGCUGAAUGGACAGAGUCCAAAUCUUAACUCCUCUGUCCUGGAUAGUAGUCUUGGGCAAGUCACUUAACGCCUCUGAGCCUCAUCUGUUUGCUCAUCUAUAAAGUGGAGAUGAAUGGUAGCUCUCUCAUUAGAAUGUUAUGAAUGAGAAAUGUACACACUAGUCAGUGUGUAUGUGGUUGGGGUCAAGGAGGGAGAGCACUUUCCUCUGAGCAUGAAGGUAUGGAGGAAAGAGGAAGAUGACGGUAUGGGAAGGAGCUUUCAAUCGCUGAGAGAGGGGGUGGGGUUCAGAGGAGGGAGACUGAGGGGGUGAAGAAGCUGAGAGUGACCCAGCAAUUUCCUCCAUUGUGAGUGAAACCUGGAAGCUCAAUGGUGCUCUGGCUGGCUGGGCCACUGGUCCCCAGGUCAGAGCUGGGUCCAGGGACAAAUCAGCAAAAGCCAUCAGGAUAUGAUCAAGUCCAAGGGAGGAGGUGUCCAGCCAGGGACGAGAUGGAAAGGGUGAAAAGGAGGAAAAUGGGGUGGAGCCCCGAAGUCCAUUAGUGAUGGGGCUUGACAGGCAUGUCAACAAAUGGUACCUUGGACAGCGCCCCCAUCUUGAAGGUCUGGGGUAUGGUGAGAUUGGCUCUGUCUGGGAUAAAAUGGGCCUUGGUGGCCAUGCCUAGGGCCUGCUUCUGUUGGCUGUUGAGAAUCUGGUUUCAGGGAAUGAACGUGGCUCCCUGACUCCAUUGAGCCACUAAGAGCCAAGCUCAAGACCUGCUAGGAGCCCUUUCCCCAUGGGCAGCAAUUCUGUGAGGCCAGGUUGUCCUUUCCACAGGAAGUACAGGAGUCCAGCUUUGGGCCCCACAGAAUAAGAUGACCCUUUUGGCUGCACUCUUAUUAUCCAUGCAAGGGUCUGCUAGCUGCAAAACACCUCUUCUGCGUGCUUCCUCUAAAGAUCUACAUGACACACUUCUGAAUUACCUCAUGAUGCACCAGGAUUUCUCAAUCCCAGUGCUAUUGACAUUUUGGAUGGGAUCAUUCUUUAUUGUCAGAGGUCCUCCUGUGCAUUGCAGGAUGUUUACAUCAUCCCUGACCUCUAACAGCUAUAUGCCAAUAGCAUUCUCCCUUGACCCCAGCCAGUUGUGACAACAAAAAUAUCUCCAGGCAUUGCCAACCAGGAGUUGCCCUGGUUGAGAACCACUGCAAUAAACCCAUCCUGCAAUGAUCCCCAGACAAAAUCAGCCUCUCCUGAUGAAGCUGGUCUGUUCGUUGAUCAGACUACUCUUAACUAAAAGGCUUUUCCUUUUUGUCUUGCCUGCCAGGAAGCUCAGAAAGCUUACUUUGGCAUUCAUUUCCAUGUAGCUCUAGUUGCAGGAAAAUUUAUGCUCCUGCCUGGUUCUAGGAAUGGUUUAAAACAACCCAGACACCAGUUGAAAAAUAAUGGGUAGGUGUUCCAAGGAGGUAGAUUUCCCCACAAAUUAAAGCAUUUUCUAACAAUGGAACUGACUAGCCCUGAGAUGGGUUGCUAGGAAAGAACCAGAGCUUUACUAGAAAUAUUUUUCGUGCAGAAAGAUACUUCAUCAUGAUUUGGGAUGUAUCUUAUGGAUUUAUGUCUAUCCCUCCCUAUAUUCCACUCACCCUUCCCCACACCAAAAAAGCAUUUCAUAUCAACUACAAAAACCCAAAAGGCUUAUAAAACAAGAGGAAUAAAGUAGGAUUGAACAUGGGAGAACAGAUUAAUCUUUCAAGGAAAACAUCACGGAGCAGCAGAAUUCAGACCUGCCACUUCCUUGUCUUUCUGUCCUUGGGCAAGUGAUGACAUGUUCUGCCCCUCACUUUCCUCAUGUGUAAAAUGGGGUUGGCAACAGUUCUUCCUUCAUAAAGUGAGUACAAAGUUUAAAUAAAACGCACACGUGCCAUUCUUAGAAUAGGGCUCAGCAUUUAGCUGCAGCUUGAUGACAGGUGCCCAUAUUUUUUUAAUGUCUUAGGUCAUUUUUGUUGCAAGUGAUAGAAACCCCGCUCGCUCUAGCGCUAGUAGAAAGGGAUUUUUCUUGACUUUGUUAUAAAGAAAACCACAGGCCCAAAACAGAGUUACCUGGGCCAGGCUAAGUCACCAAACCAGGGGUUAAUACCUAACCUAAUUGCAAUUUCAACCUCCCCCAGAAAUGUAAAUCUUAAUCUGCCAAUCAGGAGUUUUUUGAUAAGCACCAAUAAGGUAAUUUGUCACAUGGGCCUUCUCCAUGGGCAGAAGAUGAAGUAAUCCAUCUAAUAAGAUCCCUACCCAUCCCCUAAGGGAAAGAGACUUUGCCUGGAACAAUCCUUUUCUUUUGCCUAUAACUUUCUUGCCUUAACCCCCUUCCUAUAAAAACCUUCCAUUUUGUACAACCCCUCAGAGUGCCCCUCUGUGUUAGAAGGGAUGCUACCCAAUUCAUUUAUCUUUUAAGAUUUUACUUAUUUGUGAGAGAGAGAGAGA